AUGUCGAUCGAUAUCCAGGCGACCGCCCCGGGCCCGCCCAUUUUUAGCUCCCGGCCGCCCCCAGCAUCGCGCCUGCGCGUCUCGCCACCCCCGGUCACAACGCUCAUACCCUCGCCGCCAACAGAGGCGAACAGACCGCGUCGCGACCGCGCCCUGUUCCCGAGUGUUCGUCCGUCCGUCUGUCGUCGGACAGUGGCCAACGUGGAUCUACGGGGUGUCCCGACUGCAGCUGCCCCCACGGGCAUCCGCGGGAGACUGCUGCUCGCACAGCCCGCCAGACUGUUCCAGGGGGCACAGAACAGAUUCAGGGAGACAGAUCCAGUAAUUAUAAAAAGGAUAUUGAAGCGGUUAGAAUGUUUGAUGGAAAGAGUUUCCAUCGCUAAUGGACUUUUGGCUGUGGUUUUUGUGGAAUUCGAAAGAAACGGGUGCAGUCGGAAGACAUAA
This is a messenger RNA of Acanthoscelides obtectus, 444 nucleotides long. The record is from the annotation of a GenBank genome assembly. Lineage: Eukaryota; Metazoa; Arthropoda; Insecta; Coleoptera; Chrysomelidae.